AUGAACGUCUUGGGUUACCUGUGCCCUGGACCACAGGUAACCCAAGACAUUCAUUUCGUUUCGGAUACACUUCGCCUUUCUGAGGACAAGGUUCCUGGCGAUGAGGACAAGGUUCCUGGCGCUGAGGACAAGGUUCCUGAAGCUGAGGACAAGGUUGCUGGCGCUGAGGACAUUUUUCAUAAAAAUAGAUAAAUGAACGUCUUGGGUUACUGUGCCCUGGGCCACAGGUAACCCAAGACAUUCAUUUCGUUUCGCAUACACUUCGCCUUUGUGAGGACAUUUUUCAUUAAAAAUAGAUCAAUGAACGUCUUGGGUUACCUAUGCCCUGGACCACAGUAACCCAAGACAUUCAUUUCGUUUCGGAUACACUUCGCCUUUCUGAGGACAAGGUUCCUGACGCUGAGGACAAGGUUCCUGACGCUGCGGACAUUUUUCAUUAAAAAUAGAUAAAUGAACGUCUUGGGUUACCUGUGCCCUGGACCACAGGUAACCCAAGACAUUCAUUUCGUUUCGGAUACACUUCGCCUUUCUGAGGACAAGGUUCCUGACGCUGAGGACAAGGUUCCUGACGGUGAGGACAAGGUUCCUGGCGCUGAGGACAAGGUUCCUGACGCUGAGGACAAGGUUGCUGGCGCUGAGGACAUUUUUCACUAA
This is a messenger RNA of Paramuricea clavata, 654 nucleotides long. The record is from the annotation of a GenBank genome assembly. Lineage: Eukaryota; Metazoa; Cnidaria; Anthozoa; Malacalcyonacea; Plexauridae.